AUGGCCACGGAAACUCAUCACGCUCCUACUGUCGAGAAGGAUACCGCCAGCACGACUGGCACCGCUCCCGGUGGCGCGCACACUGUGCAUCGUUUCGAUUAUGUUGCCAACCCUUUGUAUCAUCCCGCGACCGCUGCUGAUGGCCGCCUGCCUGCCUUCGGUGGUGAGUUUCAGCCCGGUCUGUACAAGCCCGUCGCCCAUCGAAAAUUCGCCAACCCUGCUCCCCUUGGCCUCUGCGCUUUUGCCAUGACCACCUUCGUCCUAUCGCUCAUCAAUCUUCAAACACGCGGCGUUACCGCGACUAAUAUUGUCGCUCCCCUUGCCCUUGGAUAUGGUGGCCUCGUCCAGCUCCUAGCUGGCAUGUGGGAAAUGGCUGUUGGAAAUACAUUUGGUGCCACCGCAUUGUCGUCAUAUGGCGGGUUCUGGAUAUCCUACGCGAUCCUCCUCAAGCCUUCCUGGGGCAUUCUCGGCUCCGAUGGCGCGUAUGCUGCUGCCAACACGGGCGGUGACCCUCUGAUGGCCGACUCAGCUCUUGGCUUCUACCUUAUUGGCUGGUUCAUAUUCACCACCAUUAUGCUACUAUGCACUCUGCGUUCUACGGUCAUGUUCUGUGCGCUGUUUUUCACACUUGACCUUGCUUUCUUGAUGCUGGCUUGUGGCAAUUUUGCCGCCGACAACGGCGCCGCGUCUGCUUCUGUCCACCUUACUAAGGCUGGUGGUGUCUUCGGCCUGCUUUCGGCCUUCCUUGCCUGGUACAAUGCAUUUGCCGGUAUUAUCGACAGCAGCAAUUCGUUCUUCGUCAUUCCCGUUUUUCACUUUCCCUGGUCCGAGAAAGGCUAUGAGGCUCGCAGAAAGGCUGCAAACGAGAGCGUGUAG
This is a messenger RNA of Grosmannia clavigera kw1407, 876 nucleotides long. RefSeq names its product gpr fun34 family protein. Lineage: Eukaryota; Fungi; Ascomycota; Sordariomycetes; Ophiostomatales; Ophiostomataceae. The coding region runs from base 1 to 876 and encodes 291 amino acids. The record is from RefSeq and is a predicted model, not a curated record. Gene Ontology annotation, molecular function: acetate transmembrane transporter activity. Gene Ontology annotation, cellular component: plasma membrane. The transcript has 3 exons.